AUGGCAAUACUGUCACUACCGUUAGUGACAUCCAUUCUCAAGAAACCACCCAACAAAUACAAGCCCCAUUUAUCUUUCCUCUUCACAACAGCCCACAGAAUUAAUCCCAGCCCACCUCCAAUUUUCAAGCGCAAAUGCUUUUCUUCAACUGCAACGUUCUAUCGUCCUUCUGCCACAACCCAUUCUUCUACAGCUUCUACAGAGCAGGAGUCUUCAAAGGACAACAAAAAUUUGGUACCGGCAUCAUCUGCUCUCACUUUCCAACAAGCCAUUCAACGCCUCCAGGAGUAUUGGGCUUCUGUUGGAUGUGCCGUAAUGCAAUGCAGCAACACUGAGGUUGGCGCUGGGACUAUGAACCCUCUUACGUUUCUAAGGGUUCUUGGUCCAGAACCAUGGAAUGUUGCGUAUGUAGAACCUAGCAUCCGGCCUGAUGAUAGUCGUUAUGGUGAAAACCCAAAUAGGCUUCAAAGGCACACUCAAUUCCAGGUGAUACUGAAGCCUGAUCCUGGAAAUUCACAAGACUUAUUUAUUCGGAGCUUAUCUGCCCUAGGUAUUAAUGUUCAUGACCAUGACAUACGUUUUGUCGAGGACAACUGGGAGAGCCCGGUUUUAGGUGCUUGGGGAUUGGGCUGGGAAAUUUGGAUGGAUGGGAUGGAGAUCACUCAAUUCACCUACUUCCAGCAGGCAGGAAGUCUUCAAUUAACGCCUGUAUCUGUUGAGAUUACUUAUGGUCUUGAACGGAUCCUUAUGUUGCUUCAGGGAGUUGAUCAUUUCAAGAAAAUUCAAUAUGCUGAUGGGAUAACAUACGGAGAGCUUUUUUUGGAAAAUGAGAAGGAAAUGAGCGCAUAUUAUCUGAAGCAUGCCAGUGUCGAUAACAUUCAUAAGCAUUUCGACCUUUUUGAGGCUGAAGCUCGCUGUUUGCUCGAUUCAGGCCUUGCAAUUCCUGCGUAUGAUCAGCUUUUGAAGACAUCUCAUGCUUUCAACAUAUUGGACUCUAGAGGGUUUGUUGGGGUAACGGAACGUGCUCGCUAUUUUGGUCGGAUGCGUAGUUUAGCUCGUCAAUGCGCACAACUUUGGUUAAAGACGAGGGAGUCUCUUGGAUAUCCCUUGGGAGUUGCAUCUCAAUCUGAUCAUCUUGUGUUUCCAAAAGAAGUCCUAGAGGAAGCAGCAGGAAAGGUGUCCACAGAGCCACGGUUAUUUGUUCUUGAAAUUGGGACCGAAGAGUUGCCACCGAAUGAAGUAGUUAAUGCGUGCAAGCAACUCAAAGAUCUAAUUGAGCAGUUGCUGGGAAAACAAAGAUUGAGUCAUGGGGAAGUGCUAACGUUUGGCACACCACGCAGACUCGUGGUACACGUCCAUAACCUCUCUGCGAAGCAAGUUGCAAAUGAGAUUGAGGUUCGAGGACCUCCAGCUUUGAAGGCAUUUGACAAAGAAGGAAAUCCUACCAAGGCUGCUGAAGGUUUCUGCCGCAGAAAUGGUGUGCCUCUAGGCUCCUUGUUUAGAAGGGUUGAAGGUAAAACAGAGUAUGUUUAUGUUCGUGCGGUGGAGCCAUCACGACUUGCUUUGGAGGUAUUAUCUGAAGAAUUACCUGGGACAAUUGGUAAAAUAUUGUUCCCAAAGUCAAUGCGUUGGAACUCAGAGGUCAUGUUCAGUAGGCCCAUCCGGUGGAUAUUGGCACUGCAUGGAGACGUGGCUGUUCCCUUCAUGUAUGCUGGUGUUCUAAGGCAAGUUUUGUCUGAUUUUGAUGUUCUUGUAUAUAAUUCUUUGCUCUAUUUUAUUCACAGUGGAAAUCUUUCUCACGGACUUCGAAAUACUCCAUCAGCUACUGUUAAGGUAGCAAGUGCAGAAUCUUAUACUGAUGUGAUGCAGCAUGCUGGAAUAGCCAUCAGUAUGGAGCAACGCAAGCAGACAAUUUUGGAUCACUCCAAUGCCUUGGCCAAAAGUGUUGGUGGCAUUAUCAUUUUGCAGAAUGAUUUACUUGAUGAGGUUGCAAAUCUUGUUGAGAAACCCAUUCCAGUACUUGGUAAAUUUAACGAGUCCUUCUUAGAGCUUCCAAAAGAUCUGCUAAUAAUGGUCAUGCAGAAGCACCAAAAGUAUUUUGCAAUAACUGAUCAGGGAGGAAAACUGUUGCCAUAUUUCAUUUCUGUUGCAAAUGGGGCAAUCAAUGAAAUGGUUGUAAGGAAAGGAAAUGAAGCUGUACUUAGAGCUCGAUAUGAAGAUGCAAAGUUCUUCUAUGAGGUGGACACAACUAAAAGAUUUUCUGAAUUUCGAAGUCAACUGAAUGGAAUUCUAUUUCACGAGAAGCUGGGGACAAUGUUGGACAAGAUGACGCGCGUCCAACAUUUGGUUACUGAAGUGGGCUUGUCUCUGGGGAUAAGUGGAGAUACACUCCAAGUCAUCAAGAGCGCUGCAUCAUUAGCCAUGACAGAUCUUGUCACCGCAGUUGUUACUGAAUUUACCUCCCUUUCUGGGAUAAUGGCGCGUCAUUAUGCUCUUAGAGAUGGCUAUUCAGAGCAGAUUGCAGAGGCACUGUUUGAGAUUACACUUCCACGAUUUUCAGGAGACAUGCUUCCAAAAACUGAUGCUGGGACAGUAUUGGCCAUAACUGAUAGGUUGGAAAGCCUUGUUGGCUUAUUUGCUGCUGGUUGUCAGCCAAGCUCCAGUAAUGACCCUUUUGGCUUGCGGAGAAUAUCUUAUGGUCUCGUGCAACUGCUGGUAGAAACCAAUAGAGAUUUAGAUCUAAGGCAUGGUUUAGAACUUGCUGCUGCUGUUCAACCCAUAAAUGUGGCUGCGGAUACAAUAGAUAAUGUACAUCAAUUUGUAACGAGGAGACUUGAACAGCUUCUGAUGGACCAAGGAAUAAGUCCAGAAGUGGUUCGCUCUGUUCUUGCAGAACGUGCAAACCAGCCCUGUUUGGCAACAAAGUCUGCAUAUAAAAUGGAAGCCUUGUCAAGAGGUGAGCUGUUGUCCAAAAUUGUCGAAGCAUAUUCUCGUCCAACAAGAAUUGUCCGUGGAAAGGACAUCAAUGAUGAUUUGGAGGUGGAUGAGGAAGCUUUUGAGACAAAGGAAGAGAGAGCUUUGUGGAGCACUUUCACGUCGUUAAAGACUAAAAUUCGUCCUGACAUGGAAGUAGAUGAUUUUGUUGAAGCAUCGUCUGAUCUGUUACAGCCACUAGAGGAUUUCUUCAAUCACGUAUUUGUGAUGGUGGAAGAUGAAAGAAUCAGAAAGAACAGGCUAGCACUACUCAAGAAAAUUUCAGACCUUCCAAAGGGAAUAGCAGACCUCUCAAUUUUGCCAGGAUUUUGA
Molecule: messenger RNA, 3306 nt
Organism: Fraxinus pennsylvanica
Lineage: Eukaryota; Viridiplantae; Streptophyta; Magnoliopsida; Lamiales; Oleaceae
Source: the annotation of a GenBank genome assembly